CGUUUAAUACGGAGUCUUGAGCAUUUGUUUGUGCGGUUUUGUAACUUUCAAUGUUUAUUGUAUGCAGUAUAAUCUAAUAUUAUAGUGAAUUCGUGGUUUUUACAUGAAGUAAUCACUUUUUGCUUUUAAAUAAACGUUAAAAUAAUACAGAAUCCUCAGCUGUGUAGUCAUGAAAUUAUUUACAAUAUUUCACUUUGAAAAAUGCAGGGAAAUGAAACAAAGGAAUGGAGUUGAUGUGGUGGAUAGUUGUUAUCGAUGGGCGUGGUUUACAUUUUAAAUAUUCUGAUUGGCUCGCCAAGAAGUCAAGCAACGUUUAAUGUGGCCAAUGAAAUCAUUCUGUGGGUCGGUCCACUCACAAUCACACAUCUCCUGAAAUUAGCAUAGGGCAAGUGUAUAAAAACCCGCCUCUGGCACUACAGUUUUAUUGUUGUUUGUGUCUUUGAGCGAAACAUCAUGCCUGAACCCGCGAAGUCCGCCCCAAAGAAGGGCUCGAAGAAGGCUGUCACUAAAACCGCCGGGAAGAGUGGAAAGAAGCGCAAGAGAUCAAGGAAGGAGAGCUAUGCUAUCUAUGUGUACAAAGUCCUGAAGCAGGUUCAUCCCGACACCGGAAUCUCUUCCAAGGCGAUGGGAAUCAUGAACUCUUUCGUCAACGACAUCUUCGAGCGCAUCGCCGGUGAAGCGUCUCGUCUCGCUCACUACAACAAGCGUUCCACCAUCACAUCGAGAGAGAUCCAGACCGCCGUGCGUCUGCUGCUGCCCGUAGUAGAAACCCUCAUGUGACUUCGAGACAGUAGUGAUGUUCAUCUCUCCUGUCGUCUGAUUCUGGACCAGUGAUCCGUCUUUAUAGAAAUCAGCACGGAAGAUCGGAGAGUUUAAUCGAUGUAAACAGUGUAGAGUCAGAGUCUCUCCCACAAUCACAGGAUCAACAGAACUCACCAGAAUCACUUCACCAUCUACAAACACAAAACAUGUGUGCUUAAUGUAAAUAGUGAGAAUAAAGCAAAACAAUUUAUACUCAAAAUACUGAUAUUAUGAAUUGAAUUCUACUUUAUGCCUCCUGUUUUAGUCUUGUGUAGUCUAACCCGAUCUCAUGAGAAAACGCAACUAUUUUACAAGGUGAUGAUUUUGUAUUAAUUUAAACAAUGUUUUUAUGGAAACGUGCAUGUUUUGAUUUUUAGAAAAAAGCAAGCAUGGUCAUCCUCUAAACCUAACCAUCAGUGGGGCGCAAGAUGAUCAUAUGAAAAUGUACAAAUGAGACUGUACCAAUUCACACUCAUUAGCCAUCAUGUUGCCAAAAUGUGAAAUGGUUUCAAAUUUUAAUGUUAACUACUAGCAUAAAAAAUUGUGAAAAAUGUGUGCGGACUUUGUAAUUAGAAUUUAGUUUAGAAUGAGUGCAGUUAUUGAUUAGAAAACAGGACUCACUAUGUACACUGAUGUUUCGAGGAUGACGUUUCUCUCCAGACUCAGACUGACACCAGUACACUCCAGUGUCAGAUGUGCUGAGAGACUCGAUUACACAUGGAGAUCCUGUUUGAUUUGAACAAGUUUUUGUGUCUUUGUCUGUGUAUCUUCUCACUGUCCAUCCAGCAGAGUUACUCUGAUCCUCACAGCUCAGAGAGAGAGAGUGAGAUGAGAAGUGUUGACUUCUGCUGGGAUUGAUGACCAGAGACACUGAAGAAGAAACACCUGAGACAGAGAGUUAAUUCAGUUUUUGUCAUUUGAGAUCCACUUACAGGGACACAAAUAUUAAAUGAAUAUUUAGAACAA
Molecule: messenger RNA, 1767 nt
Organism: Megalobrama amblycephala (Wuchang bream)
Lineage: Eukaryota; Metazoa; Chordata; Actinopteri; Cypriniformes; Xenocyprididae
Product: histone H2B-like
Exons: 2
Coding region: 454-780 (108 amino acids)
Cellular component (GO): nucleosome
Molecular function (GO): DNA binding; protein heterodimerization activity; structural constituent of chromatin
Source: RefSeq, a predicted model, not a curated record